This is a messenger RNA of Carica papaya (papaya), 2007 nucleotides long. RefSeq names its product Protein prenylyltransferase superfamily protein. The record is from RefSeq and is a predicted model, not a curated record. Gene Ontology annotation, cellular component: protein farnesyltransferase complex; cytoplasm; CAAX-protein geranylgeranyltransferase complex. Lineage: Eukaryota; Viridiplantae; Streptophyta; Magnoliopsida; Brassicales; Caricaceae. Gene Ontology annotation, biological process: protein farnesylation; protein geranylgeranylation. Gene Ontology annotation, molecular function: protein farnesyltransferase activity; CAAX-protein geranylgeranyltransferase activity.
UCAGAAGAAUGCCUUAAAACAUGAUUUGAGGGAAAUGGAGAGUGAAGCCUUCAACGGCUUGCUAGAAUAAGGAAAGAAUAAAUGCUCAGAGGAGAGCAAGUUGCCCCGCAUCUACGACUCUGAGGAAGCAGAGGAAUCGAGGCAGAGACUAGAGUAGGUUUAGAAGACGAAAAAUCAAAGAGAAAAGGAAGUUAAGGAGAAAGACGAUAUUUGAGAGAAAUUUGAUCCGGGAGGAGCGGAGAAAGUUUGCAGAAGUUGGAGGACCGCCGUGCAGAAAUUUGAACUCGAAACUCUCUUUGAGCAGAUUUAUGUAUGCAGGAAGUCUGAAAUUGUAGACCCAAGCAUGCUGUAAGCUUGUUCCCUAGAAGGCAGAGAAGGAAAGGAAAGCAACUGCAAAAGCAUAAGGGUUUAGAACAACUGUAAGAAUCUUGAAGCUCUUUUAUGAGCAAGAAUAAAGGUGCUGAAAGGAGAUGAGCCAAGGCUCAAGCUUUAAAGAGAAGGCCAUUGAUUUGUUGAAUCAAUUCGAGUGUAUCAUAGAAUCUGAUGAUUAUAUUGAUGAAGUUGGAUUCAUUCACUCUUCACAGUUUGCCACACUGAAUAAAGAGGCAGGAAUUUCUCUUAGGUCAUCUGAUGGUUGUGAACUGCAACUAGAGGAUGGGACUUCUAGUGCGGAUGAGAUCGCAAAUUUUUGGCACAGAGAUCAUAAAUUGGGAAUUUCAACCGAGAUUCUUCUUCCGUUGUAUAAGGUGGCCAGAAAUGCUUUUAUGUGUGCCCUUAGACAAUAUGAGACACCCAGAAAAUCCUCUGUUGAAUCUGGGGAUGAGAAUAUUGUUCGUCACAUUUCAUCUUUUUGUGACACUCUUGAAAGGGAAGUCAUGAAGCAUAGCAAGGCUCUUUUGUUGUUAAGCUCCGAUUUUGGUACUGCAUGGAAUGCCAGGAAGCUACUUGUGUCAAGGAAGGAGCACUUUUCGGUGUUUAUGGAUGAACUUGCAUUAUCAGCGCUUGUCCUUUCAUAUUCACCUAAAAGUGAGCAAGCUUGGUGUCAUAGGCGGUGGGUGAUCAAGAUGAUUGCUGGAAAAUGUCUGAGUAUGCAUGAGGUUUUACGCAAAGAAUCUGAGCUAGUGGAAAAAAUGGCAGAGAGAUCAAAAAUGAAUUAUCGUGCAUGGAAUCACCGUUGCUGGCUAGUUUCUUACAUGACAAGGGAACAGUUGCUUCAUGAGUUAAAUAAAUCUAGACAUUGGGCGGGAUUGCGCAUUGCAGACAAUUCUUGCUUCCACUAUCGCAGACUGCUAAUGCUCAAGAUUUUGGAGCAUUAUUUCAAUGAACAAGGAGAUGAAUCUUCUGGCUACAUCUCUGAAACUUAUCAAGUCUGGAAGAAGGAAAUAGACUGGAAUGAGGAAUUGAUAAAGCAUUAUGUAGGAAGAGAGGCAUUAUGGCUUCAUCGACGCUUCCUCUCCUUGUAUUGGAUGAGACAUUUUGCAUGUGAUCAUGGUUUGUCUACCCAUAUCAAACAGCAAACGAGCACAGAUAACCACAUUCGUUGCUUCAUGGAUAACGAGUUGCUUCUCUUAAACUCUUGCUCAAUCAUUCCGGACAGUGAAUUUGAGGAUUUUCAAGCACAAGCUUCACAUGCUGCUUCAUACAUAUUAUGGCUGUCAAAGCAAAUCCCCAAGUGCAAGCAGAUAGUCCAAGAGAAGCUAGCUUCAGGAAACUUGAAGAUUCUGCUGAAUAAGGCAUGUCCUGACAGGUCCUUCCUUUGGGAUCAUUUGGACUCCAUGGAAGUUUCUCACAAUUUAUGAGAAAGAACUAGACCUAAACUUUUUAUAAGACAUUACUGAUCAUACCUUUGGAUAAGUUUUAAGUGUUACUAUCCCUCAAGUUUUCUUAUUUUAAUUUGUUGUUAUGUAUGCCAGAACUGUUUGGAAGGUGGGGUUGUGCAGUGGGCAAUUUCCUGGAUAUUAAGGAUCUAUUUGUUUGCUAUAUGAAAAUAUGUUUGCACAUAAAAAA